Anoplophora glabripennis (Asian longhorned beetle) is the source of this 1064-nucleotide messenger RNA. RefSeq names its product protein draper. Lineage: Eukaryota; Metazoa; Arthropoda; Insecta; Coleoptera; Cerambycidae. Bases 1 to 1047 code for a protein of 348 amino acids. The record is from RefSeq and is a predicted model, not a curated record. Gene Ontology annotation, molecular function: scavenger receptor activity. The transcript is spliced from 8 exons.
AUGAGUACGUGUAAAGUCAGGCUACCUACGGAAGAUAAAAAAGAUCUUAGAUUUAAAAAUUAUAAUAAUAAAGAAAAGGUUCCAUUCACCAUAUACGCAGAUUUUGAGAGCGUGCUGAUGAAGGUGGUUGAUGAUAAGAACUACCAACACCUCGUACCUGUAGCAGUAGGCUACUACCCUAAAUACGAAUUCCUCCGUAAAGCAUUAACAUCAAUCGAAGGUUUGAGAUUCUACACAUACGCUAACGGUGUAGAAAUCAUGGAGCCCCAGGAAGCUAAGUCAGAUUCCAUAUUUAUAUUCGACGAUGUAAUGUGUGAAAAACAGGGCUUACUUCAGCAAAAAUGUAACUGUAAAAAUGGAGCCUCAUGUUCAUCAGAAACUGGACAAUGCCAAUGCCCUGCUGGGUGGGAAGGGCAACAGUGUGAUCGUCCAUGUAGUAAUAAUUCUUUUGGUAUUCACUGCAACCAGAAAUGUGUAUGUAAAAAUGGUGCCUCAUGUAAUCCUGUAAAUGGAAAUUGUACUUGUGGAGCUGGAUUUACUGGAGAAUUUUGUGAAAAUAAAUGUGAACAAGAAUAUUUUGGUAUUAAUUGUGAACAAAUUUGUGUGUGUUACGACGGACAUUACUUGGGAUGUGAUCCAAUAACUGGAAAAUGUAUUUGUAGACCAGAAUGGAAAGGUGUAUUAUGUGAAUCAAAUUGUCAGCCUGGAAGAUAUGGGUCAAAAUGUGAUCAAAUAUGCAACUGUAAAAACAAUAGUUCUUGUGAUCCACAAAAUGGUAAAUGUUUCUGUUCAAGGGGAUGGCAGGGUGAAGAUUGUUCCACUCCAUGUAAAAAGGGUUAUUAUGGUAUAGGAUGUAGGCAAAAAUGUCCUGAAGUAGCACUGGGUAAUAAAACUUGUGAUCAUAUAACAGGAGAAUAUAUUUGCCCUGCUGGUUACUUAGGACUUACUUGUGAACAUCCUUGUCCUAUUGGAAAAUUUGGAAAAAAUUGUCAAAACAUUUGCUCCUGUAAGAAUGGUGGAGAUUGUCAUCAUGUAACGGGUAUGUAAAUAUUAAAACUCAUCGU